AUGGGUUCUGGUCUCUCCUCAUCCCAACAACGAACGUCGUCUUCAACAAACAGUACAGGGUCAAGUGAUGCUGCUGCUCCUUCUUGGAUGAACGGAGGUCAACGUCCUCUCAGAUCAUCCGAAUAUCUUGUAGAAGCAAGUGAAGGUCCACCUCGAUUCACAAUAAGAAAAUCAAUGCCCUCGACGUCACUGGAGAGAGCAAAAGACGAAGAGUUGAAGCAUCGAGAAGAUCUUCUUACAUGCAGGGAUCUAAAGCAUUCUUCAGUAUCAUCAUUGUUCUCACACAAUGAGAAGGCAACAGAAAGAAGGAUAAAGGACCUGCAUGAAACAACCUCGGCAGACAUUCUUCAUGAUGGUAGAUCAUUAAGAAGAACAUCAUCCUUACCAGCAGGGACACAUGUGGUUGUCGACAGGCAGCACCAAUCAUGCGCCGCCGAAUUGGUUGACGGAACAUGUCACAAGAUGAGGAAGAAGUACUUGCUCACAACGUCGUUUCUUGAGGACGAUUAUGAACCAUCCGAACCAGAAGGUUGUGGAAUGGACACUCAGGAGUCUAAUGAUACAACAGCCAUGGUUGAUGGUGGGAGGUGGACAGCAUCAUUGAAUACACAGAUCUCAAAGCCCUAUUCGCAAUCCUUUACAAUAAGAAGACCAACCAUUCCUGUCGAAUGUUCUUCCAUGGCAGCAGAACAGUCUUCAUAUCAUUUUUCUCAAUACCAUGAAAGAAUUCUUACUCCUCUCCUUGAGGAGACAAUGGAAAUCAACCAACGUGGCUUUCCUGCUGAAAACUCUUCUCCCUCAAAGGACACUCCAAAACUAUCUUCUUCAAGACAGCAGCAACCUAUGGAGGACAAUCAACAGCAAGUUUCAACGUUCAAUGCUGCAACUGCAAUGUCUCCUGGAAAUUGUAUCAUUAUUUCGAAUCACAAGAAUGGUAAUAAUAGCUUGAUUCGAUCUUUCAGCACAAACUGCUUUUCAAAAGACGUUCAAGUCGUUCAAAACGAAUCUUCGCGUCGUGUCAAAGGUGAACUAUCAUCCACAUUUCAUUCUCUUCAAUCGUUGUAUUCACCAACGAAGAAGAUCUAUCAUUCACAAUCAGCUAUAGGAUUAAGGUCUCUCCUCCAUCCAUCUCUAGACAAACAAAUGCUGGUAAAAGUUCCCCUUCUCACUGUGACUCGACCUGAUGAACCACCUUGUUACAGUCAUUUACCACCUAGCUUGAGAAAUAAGAAUGACAGCUCUUCAUGUAUAGUACACAAAAACAGGCAAUACCUUGACGUGUUGUAA
Messenger RNA from Naegleria fowleri, 1287 nucleotides. RefSeq lists its product as uncharacterized. Bases 1 to 1287 code for a protein of 428 amino acids. Lineage: Eukaryota; Heterolobosea; Eutetramitea; Acrasida; Naegleriidae. The transcript has a single exon. The record is from RefSeq and is a predicted model, not a curated record.